This is a messenger RNA of Patella vulgata (common limpet), 3313 nucleotides long. RefSeq names its product gamma-secretase subunit Aph-1. Gene Ontology annotation, biological process: Notch signaling pathway; protein processing; Notch receptor processing. The record is from RefSeq and is a predicted model, not a curated record. Gene Ontology annotation, molecular function: protein-macromolecule adaptor activity. The coding region runs from base 170 to 949 and encodes 259 amino acids. The transcript has 7 exons. Gene Ontology annotation, cellular component: gamma-secretase complex; membrane; endoplasmic reticulum. NCBI's taxonomy places the organism in Eukaryota, Metazoa, Mollusca, Gastropoda, Patellidae.
UAUCCAAUUUUCUGCGGCGCAAUCGAAAGAAAGAGGAAGUGCUCAGCUGUGUUGAGUGCUUGAGUGAGCAAUUUUUGUCAGGCCAACCCAUUUCCGUAUUGUGAUUCACGAAUUAGAUUGAUUGAACAGUUUCAUAAUUUAAUAGUAUUUUGCAGAUUAAAACAUCAAGAUGACGUUGAUGGAAUUUUUUGGGUGUGCCUUUAUAUCAUUUGGUCCUCCCCUGGCCAUGUUUAUAUUUACCAUAGCACAAGAUCCACUUAGAAUUAUUGUUCUAAUAGCAAGUGGAUUUUUCUGGCUAUUAUCACUGCUGUUAUCAUCAAUAUUAUGGUAUGCUGUGGUGCCACUGCGAAAUCAACUGGCGUUUGGACUGGUGUUUUCCGUCUUUUUCCAAGAAUUGUUUAGAUUCCUGUUUUAUAAACUACUCAGAAGAGCUGAUGAAGGAUUAAAGAAAGUGAGUCAAGUAUCAGGAGAUGAGAAUAUUACACCUAAAGAUAUCAAUAAUAAACACAUCAUGGCUUAUGUUUCUGGGUUUGGUUAUGGUGUUUUAAGUGGAGCCUUCUCCAUUGUGAAUGUUUUGGCUGAUAUGGCUGGGCCUGGAACAAUAGGAAUUCUGGGAGAUUCUCAAUAUUUCUUCCUUACUACAGCAUUUCUAACGCUGUGCUUCAUAUUGUUACAUACAUUUUGGGGAGUGAUAUUUUUCAAUGCUCUAGAUACCAAAAGAUAUUAUCUUGUUGCUGGAGUUGUUUUGUCUCAUUUACUGGUUUCAUGUCUGACUCUAUUGAAUCAAAGAACUGCAGAACGCCAUGAAUCCUUGUAUUUAGCAUCACUUAUUCCAGCUUAUGUAGUUAUGAUUAUUGCCGCCUUUUGGGCAUUUAUUACUGCAGGUGGUUCACUUCAAAAUAUCAAGAUAGCCUUUACAUGUCGUAAAGGUAGAUAUGAAAUGGACUAAAAGUAAUCAUUUUAGUUGUGGGUUAUAGUUUUCAAUAACCUUUGAUGCUGGAUACCAAAAAACCCCAGAAAGCAUCAUUUGUGCUCACUAUAUUGAUCAACGCUCCAUGGAUGAACACUCUCUUUACAGCAAUUUAUAAACUCUGUCUACAAGUUUUUUAUCCGUUUAUUUAAUUCACAGGUCAAUCUUAUUAUUCAUAUAUCACGCUGAUGUUUAUAUUUAUUGAUUAUAAAUAGAAAAUAAUUUUUAAAUGCCCACCUGUUAUUAUUGUGGUCAUAUGUUGUCAUCGGUCCGUCGAGAAUAGUUAGUAUUGGGGUAAAGUAGAUCCAGGGUUAUAGCCCCUGACUGUUCAUUAGAUAUAUACUGUAUUCGUACUCACUCUAGAAAGUUGAAUUCUUCACAGAUUCGAUCCAAUUUCGGGAAUUGAUCAUAUUGGAGUAAAGGAUGAUCUAUCAAUUUGAUUUUGAGCAUUAUGGGAAAGAAUCGUAAUGCCCUUUGUUCGAUUCAAUUGCUGAUAAAUGUGCAUCACCGUACCCUACACAGUUCAAAUCUUUAAAAGGAAUAUUGCACCCAAAAAGAUUAAGGGUGUUUGCAAAAAAAGUCAUUCAAGAGUUAUUGCCCCAUGAUUAUUGAUUAAAUAUAUUACCUGUAUCCUGUUGUACCAAAUUUCACCAAAUUUUGAUCUUGACCCAAACCCUCAAGACAGUACAUUUAAAAAGCUGGUGGUGGGUGUAUUUUACCUUGCUUGCUUGUCAAGCUAUUUUUACCCUUUUAAUAUAUAUUCCUGCAAUUAUUGCUGCAAUACAAUGAAAUUACCGGUAUUGGCGCCCAUAAUUAUUGCUGCAAAAUAGUGUUUAUUAGAUCAGGGUGUUCAAACUAAAUUACAUUGAGUCAAAUCGAGUCCAGUGAUUUAGUAUGUAGAUAAAAAUUACAAUGUAGAGUGCAGGGGGAUGAACAAUAGACAGAUCUCACGAAGGAAAGACAUAGUUUGUCAUGAUCUAGUUCAAAUCAGAGUUUUGAAAUCUUCUGCUUUCUGAAAGCAAUUGGCUUUGAAUACAAAAUGAAAAACAUUCUGAUGACUCAGUUACAAACUAAUAAAAAUCUAUGUCCAAAUCGGAUCUUUUUGGAUCAGAGUUGGUUUUAGGUUUGGUCACAAUCAGAACAUGUAAUCUAUAGAAGUGAAAUCCUAAUUGUGUCUAUGUACUGUCAAUUUUAUUUCAUACGGGGACAUAAGCUAUGAAUUAAUAUAAGCAUUACAGUUUUAAUAUGUUUGGUACAUUGGCCUGUGUUGUUAUUCAAAUAUUACCACAUAUAACAUUCCAUCAUGAAGACAUGUCAUUAUUAUACUUGCAAUUUUUACAUCUGUUUCUAGCUUUAAUUUACUAAGGGGUUGGGUUAAUACGUGCACGUUGGAUCAUAAGGUCUGUAUUUGAGUCAAGUGGUGUGGUUUUCGAUUCCCCGCUGGUACGUGACAAGGAGUAGGGUCGCCUGUCCAACCUCGUAGAUUUUUUCCUGUCCUCCGGUUUUCUCCCACUGGUGAAGACACCUAUGUGCAAGGGUAUUAUUGAAAUAAAAUUGAACCAUAUGUUAGUCCUGAAAUGACCUAGUUUGUGUCAAGUGGACGUUAAACCCCAUUUCUCUCCCUCUCUCAACUUUAUUUUAGAGAUUCACAUGCUUUAAGGAAUUUGGACAGCAUUUGUGUUACAGUAAUUGAAUGUGUCAUACACAGUUGAGUAGUAUCUUAUUCAUUGCCAUUUGUAUGAAGCUCACUGCUGAAGACACCUAUGUGCAAGGGUAUUAUUGAAAUAAAAUUGAACCAUAUGUUAGUCCUGAAAUGACCUAGUUUGUGUCAAGUGGACGUUAAACCCCAUUUCUCUCCCUCUCUCAACUUUAUUUUAGAGAUUCACAUGCUUUAAGGAAUUUGGACAGCAUUUGUGUUACAGUAAUUGAAUGUGUCAUACACAGUUGAGUAGUAUCUUAUUCAUUGCCAUUUGUAUGAAGCUCACCUAUGGACUGCAUCUGACUUUUGAUACAGUAUGGUUAUAUUAUAUUUUGUCUGACUGUGGACCUGCGUCAUUAUUGUUACUUUGUAAAAUAUUUGUUUCGAAAUAUAGGGGUUUGAACUAAUCACCCCCUCAAGGCUCAGCCUAUUGAUUUCAUUAGCUUUUUAUUUCGUUUAGCUACAAAGUAUUGUACAAAACCCUUUAGCUAUACAUUUCUUUAUUUCAUUGUUCUGUCACUAAAUAAAUGUUAAAUGUACAUAUAAACACAAGAAUAUCAUUAAAUUUAUGUAAAUCAUCAUUUUGUAAUUUAAAAAAAUAAUGUACCUUUGUACAAAAUAAUAAAUAAAUAUUUGGUAUUAGA